Messenger RNA from Homarus americanus (American lobster), 622 nucleotides. RefSeq names its product neuropeptide-like protein 30. Lineage: Eukaryota; Metazoa; Arthropoda; Malacostraca; Decapoda; Nephropidae. The record is from RefSeq and is a predicted model, not a curated record. The coding region runs from base 13 to 399 and encodes 128 amino acids. The transcript is spliced from 2 exons.
UCUGCACUCAACAUGCACAAGAUGGUGGGCGUUUGGUUGUCUGUUUUACUUCUUGUGGUGGUUACCAUGGCCGAUACUGGGUAUGGUGGCUAUGGACAGUACGACGACUUUGACCAUGAUGAUUAUGGCCGUGGACGACGUGGUGAUUAUGGCCAUGGCGGACGUGGUGAUUCUGGCCGUGGAGGAUACGAUGAUUCUGGCCGUGGAAGUUAUGGUGUUUCUGGCCAUGGAGGUUAUGGUGAUUCUGGCCAUGGAGGUUAUGGUGAUUCUGGCCAUGGCGGUUAUGGUGAUUCUGGCCAUGGAGGUUAUGGUGUUUCUGGCCAUGGAGGACAAGGUUAUUAUGUUCACGGGGGAUACGGUGAUGGCCACGGAGGGUACGGUGGACAUGGUCGUUAUUGAUAUGGUCGUUGGAAUAAGUUAAAGAAUUUAUAAAAAUUCAAAAAUAAAGUUUUUUGUGCAUCUACUGUAUUUAAUAAACCCAAAUUUGUUUAGGAUUUUGCUGUAUUCAUUUCCUCAACAUUUUAAGUUUCUUUUAAAACACGCUCGAAACCGCACGAAUAUCCCCUGAUUGUCCUUUAUUUCCUGUUAGGGUAAGAUACGCACCUUUCCUUUACAUAUUUUA